AUGGCUCACUUCUUUAGACUCAUACUUCUUGUUUUCAUCACAAAUAUAUCACAUGCUAUCACUACAAACCAAACUCAGUUUUUUUCUGUCAUGAAAGACUCUCUUUCAGGAAACUAUCCUUUUGAUUGGGGCGCAAGCAAGGUCGAAAAACCAGUAUGUGAUUUCACCGGAAUCACCUGCGAUGACAAAGGCGAUAUUAUAAAACUCGAUUUUUCAGGUUGGUCUUCUCUUUCGGGAAACUUCCCUAUAGACUUUUGUACUUACCUUCCAAGUUUACGCGUCCUAAACCUCGGUAACACAAAACUCAAGUUUCCAAUAAACAGCAUAACCAACUGUUCUAAAUUAGAAGAAUUGAUCAUGAAUCAGAUGCACCAGUCAGGAACACUUCCGGAUUUCUCGUCUUUAAAAUCUCUCAGAAUCGUCGACUUAUCAUACAACUCCUUCACCGGGGACUUCCCUAUGUCAGUUUUCAAUCUCACAGACCUCGAAAUUCUCAACUUCAAUGAAAACAGUGGUUUCAAUCUAUGGGAAUUACCAAAAAGCUUUGAAAGAUUGAAAAAUCUCAAGUCAAUGGUUUUAUCAACAUGCAUGCUGCAUGGUCAAAUUCCACCAUCCAUAUCAAACAUAACAACUCUCAUUGAUCUUGAACUAAGUGGAAAUUUCUUGACAGGUCAAAUUCCAAAAGAACUUGGUUUGUUGAAAAACUUGCAACAGCUUGAACUAUACUAUAACUACCACCUAGUUGGUAACGUUCCAGAAGAGCUAGGAAACUUAACCGAACUAAUCGAUUUGGAUAUAUCGGUAAACAAGCUAACCGGAACAAUCCCUUCUUCUGUUUGUAAACUUCCUAAGCUUCAAGUUCUUCAGCUGUACAACAACAGUCUCACAGGUCAAAUACCAGAUGAAAUUGAAACCUCAACAACACUGAGAAUGUUGUCUCUUUACGACAAUUUCUUAAGCGGACACAUUCCGAAGAAACUAGGCCAGUUCUCAGGAAUGGUUCUUGUUGAUUUGUCUGAAAACAAAUUGUCUGGUCCUUUACCAGAACAUGUCUGCGAAGGAGGUAAACUGUUAUAUUUUCUUGUUUUGGACAACUUUUUAUCUGGUUUUAUACCAGAAAGUUACGCGAACUGCGUGUUUCUGUUACGCUUUCGGGUGAGUAAUAACCGUUUACAAGGUUCAGUUCCAAAAGGACUAUUGAGUUUACCUCAUGUUUCAAUCAUUGAUUUGAGUAGUAACAAUUUAACCGGUCCAAUUCCGGAGAUCAACGGAAACUCUAGAAACCUGUCUGAACUUUUCCUUCAGAGGAACAAGAUAUCAGGAGAGAUAACACCAACAAUCUCUAGAGCUUAUAGCCUUGUCAAAAUUGAUUUCAGUUAUAACUUUCUAUAUGGUCCAAUCCCUUCUGAGAUUGGUAACCUUAGAAAGCUUAACUUGCUUAUGCUGCAAGGUAACAAGUUGAACUCUUGUAUUCCUGGUUCACUUUCUUCUUUGUAUUCACUCAACCUUCUUGAUCUUUCCAAUAAUCUCUUAACCGGAAACAUCCCCGAAAGUUUAUCCGUCUUGUUGCCGAAUUCGAUUAACUUCUCACACAAUCUUCUUUCUGGUCCAAUUCCUCCUAAACUGAUUAAAGGAGGUUUAGUUGAAAGCUUUGCAGGAAAUCCUGGUUUAUGCGUGGUGAUUCCGGUGUCUGCGAAUUCAUCUGAUCAAAAAAACUUUCCAUUAUGUUCACAUGGUUACAAGAGUAAGAAGAUGAACACCAUCUGGGUAGCUGGUGUGUCUGUGAUAUUGAUUUUUGUAGGUGCUGCUUUGUUCUUGAAGAAAAGAUGCAGCAAAGACGCGGCUGCGGUUGAUCACGAAGACACGCUCUCUUCAUCCUUUUUCUCUUAUGAUGUCAAGAGCUUUCACAUGAUUAGCUUUGAUCAAAGAGAGAUUGUUGAGUCUUUGGUUGAUAAGAACAUUAUGGGACAUGGAGGGUCAGGGACAGUCUACAAAAUCGAGCUCAAGAGUGGCGAUGCUGUCGCGGUUAAACGCCUUUGGAGCCGAAGCUCGAAGGACUCGUCGCCCGAAGACGCGUUAUUUGUGGACAAAGCAUUGAAAGCUGAGGUGGAAACUCUUGGAAGCAUAAGGCACAAGAAUAUAGGUUGGAUUCAUUUGGAUUGGCCUACAAGGCAUAGGAUUGCACUUGGAAUUGCUCAAGAUUAUCAUCCUAAGGUUGCUGAUUUUGGAAUUGCUAAGGUUUUGCAAGCAAGAAGUGGAAAGGAUUCCACAACUACUGUUAUUGCAGGAACUUAUGGUUACCUAGCACCAGAAUAUGCAUAUUCACCAAGGGCCACAACAAAGUGUGAUGUGUACAGUUUUGGAGUGAUUUUGAUGGAACUGUUAACUGGGAGAAAGCCAAUAGAGUCAGAGUUUGGAGAAAACAGAAACAUUGUAUUUUGGGUUUCAAACAAAGUUGAAGGCAAAGAAGGAGCUAGACCAAGUGAAGUUUUUGAUCCAAAGCUAUCAUGUUCAUUCAAAGAUGACAUGGUUAAAGUUUUGAGAAUUGCGAUCCGAUGCAGUUACAAAGCACCAGCUAGUAGACCAACCAUGAAAGAGGUUGUUCAGCUUCUGAUUCAGGCAGAACCUAAAACUUCUGAUUCUUGCAAGUUGUCAACUAAAGAAGUAAAGAAACCAUUUGAGUUAUAG
Molecule: messenger RNA, 2688 nt
Organism: Vicia faba (fava bean)
Lineage: Eukaryota; Viridiplantae; Streptophyta; Magnoliopsida; Fabales; Fabaceae
Source: the annotation of a GenBank genome assembly